Messenger RNA from Durusdinium trenchii, 1062 nucleotides. Lineage: Eukaryota; Dinophyceae; Suessiales; Symbiodiniaceae. The record is from the annotation of a GenBank genome assembly.
CUUCCCUCUACAGUAAAUAAGGUUCUCUGGAUCUAAUGUAGAUACUGGUGAACAUGGCCAAAGCCAUGGCAGCAUUUGCCGAAGGGCGUCCUGCCAAGCUGCCCAGGCGCGAGCUGAAGCUGCCAGAGAUGAUUGAAGCCCUACGGCAGCUUCGCACCAAAAAGCCAGCGGAUAAUCAGAUGGUGUCCUUGAGGGAGCAGGACUUGGACCUGCUGAUCACCAAGGCCAGAAGUGUUUUUGCAGACCAGCCAAUGCUGCUGGAGCUUGAUCCUCCAAUGCAGGUGGUGGGAGACGUGCAUGGACAGUACUUCGACCUGCUGCGAAUCUUGGAAUAUGGCGGAGAUCCCGGGCAGCGAAACUAUUUGUUCCUGGGAGACUAUGUGGACAGGGGCAAAAACUCCAUCGAGUGCGUCUCCUUGCUGUUCGCGUACAAGGUGCUGCACCCCGAAAACUUCUUUCUACUUCGUGGCAACCAUGAAUGCGCUUCGAUCAACAGGAUCUACGGCUUCUUCGAUGAGUGCAACCGGCGCUACACCGUGAAGCUGUGGAAGACCUUUGGCGAUGCCUUCAACUGGAUGCCUGUGUGUGCAUCCAUCGAUGACCGGAUCCUGUGCAUGCAUGGUGGCUUGUCCCCAGAACUGGAAGACUUUGAUCAGAUACGAAGCAUUCAGCGUCCUGCGAAUGUCGGGGAAGUUGGGCUUUUGGUCGAUCUCCUGUGGUCGGAUCCAAACCCAAGCGUUGAGCUUUGGGCGGACAAUGAUCGAGGAGUCUCCUUCACCUUUGGCCCAAAGGUUCUGAACACCUUCCUGCAAAGACACAACUUAGACCUCGUUUGUCGUGCCCAUCAAGUUGUGGAGGACGGAUACGAAUUCUUUGCUGGUCGAAGGUUGGUGACGGUCUUUUCGGCUCCCAAUUACUGCAAAGAGUUCGACAACGCAGGUGCCUUGAUGACCAUCGAUCAAGACCUGAGAAUCUCGUUCCACGUUCUGAAGCCAAAUUUGGGUUAAUCCAAGAAAAGAUCCGCCGUUUCACAGAACCAAAUUUGAACGAAUAUGGAACUAU